GACAUCGUGACAGAGAGCAACCAGUUUGACUUGGUAGGCUUCAUCCCACUGCUGCGCGAGAGGAUUUACUCCAACAACCAGUAUGCCCGCCAGUUCAUCAUAUCCUGGAUCCUGGUCUUGGAGUCGGUGCCUGACAUCAACCUCUUGGAUUACCUGCCAGAAAUCCUGGAUGGGCUUUUCCAGAUCCUGGGAGACAACAGCAAGGAGAUACGGAAAAUGUGCGAGGUGGCUCUCGGGGAGUUCCUCAAGGAGAUCAAGAAGAAUCCCUCCAGCGUCAAGUUUGCAGAAAUGGCAAAUAUCCUGGUGAUCCACUGCCAGGCAGCGGAUGACCUGAUCCAGCUGACAGCCAUGUGCUGGAUGAGGGAGUUCAUCCAGCUGGCAGGCCGGGUGAUGCUGCCUUACUCCUCAGGGAUCCUGACGGCUGUCCUGCCAUGUCUCUCCUACGAUGACCGCAAGAAGAACAUCAAGGAGGUGGCCAACGUGUGCAACCAGAGCCUGAUGAAGCUGGUCAUCCCAGAGGAUGAUGAAAUGGAUGAGACCAGGCAGUCGAUGACCCUCCUGGCAGAACCCACCUUGGAGGAGUCCCUCUCCAAGCCAGAGGCAGCGUCCAGCGGCUCUCUGGACGCGUCCAGUGACUCCAACUUCAGCAAUAGCAGCGUCUUCACAGUAGCCAGUCCCCCCGGCGAGCGAGUGAUGGAGCGUGGCCCGGCGCCAGGCCUCCGGCUCUCACGGCCCCUUCUCCUGCCCUCCCCGUGCGGCCGUCCGCGGAGGGACAGCGCCGCGGCGAAAGGAGGAGGACCUCGAGCAGCAGGGGCGGAGGAGCUCGCCGCCCGCCGUCUGCAGAGGGACGUCUUCCCUGAAGGGGCCAUCCAAGAAGAUGACGCGAUUCUGCAAAAAACAUCCUUGGAAGCGGACCAGAACUGUGUUUCGGAGGCUCUGGAGCCUUCCCGUGGCCUAGCUGACCCCGCCGACGCUGCAGUCGCUGGCGUGAGCCUGGAUCAGAAAGGGGAGGUGGAAGCGUGGCUGCUGGAGCAGAGCCCGGGCUUCCUUCCGUCGGCCCGAGCUGCUGCCGGAGAAGAUGCAGACAUCUGUCCUGCAUCACUGGACCGAAACAGCUGGGAAGAGCCCUUUGGGCGCUUGUAA
Molecule: messenger RNA, 1143 nt
Organism: Phaethon lepturus (White-tailed tropicbird)
Lineage: Eukaryota; Metazoa; Chordata; Aves; Phaethontiformes; Phaethontidae
Gene: VAC14
Product: Vac14 homolog (S. cerevisiae)
Exons: 8
Biological process (GO): phosphatidylinositol biosynthetic process; positive regulation of kinase activity
Cellular component (GO): endosome membrane; PAS complex
Source: RefSeq, a predicted model, not a curated record